Melampsora larici-populina 98AG31 is the source of this 660-nucleotide messenger RNA. RefSeq lists its product as uncharacterized. Gene Ontology annotation, cellular component: nuclear chromosome; nucleus; SWI/SNF complex. The transcript is spliced from 4 exons. Gene Ontology annotation, biological process: chromatin remodeling; regulation of transcription by RNA polymerase II. The record is from RefSeq and is a predicted model, not a curated record. Gene Ontology annotation, molecular function: transcription coregulator activity. The annotation marks the transcript as partial. Lineage: Eukaryota; Fungi; Basidiomycota; Pucciniomycetes; Pucciniales; Melampsoraceae.
UUGGUACCUAUUAGACUUGAACUUGAACAUGAGCAUUGGAAGUUGAGGGACACUUUUACUUGGAAUCUCAAAGUAGAACCAGUGGUAACACCUGAACAGUUUGCUUCACAUCUGUGUGAGGAUCUGAUAUUGCCAACACAGCAUUUUUUACCUUUGAUCGCAACUGCUAUCAAAGAACAAUUAGAGGACUAUAAAAUACAUGCAAACUUCCAUCAACACCAGUCAACAAAACAAAAUGAAGACAAAAAACUUCGAAUUGUGAUUAAUCUUGAUAUCAUUUCAGGUUCAGUUCAUUUAUCAGAUCGAUUUGAAUGGGAAAUUAGUGAACCUAAUAACUCACCUGAAGAAUUCGCUGAGAUUUAUAUCAACGACUUGGGUCUAUCUGGAGAAUUCAAAACUGCUGUGGCACAUUCGAUCCGAGAGCAAAUUGAGAUCUAUGUCAAGUCACUUGCCUUGGUCGAACAUGUUCACGGAUUACCAGUUCCCAAUGAUGAAUUACGAUAUGCUUUCUUGACUGGAAUUACUGAUCCAAUGCGAACAGCACCUGUAGCCGAUGAUCAUACACCAUUCCUGACACUCUUAACACCUGACGAAUUAGAUCGACAAGAAAAAGAACAUGAUCGAGAAGCUAGGCGUAAAAGACGUCAAACUCGUGCUCGU